Molecule: messenger RNA, 1864 nt
Organism: Pantherophis guttatus
Lineage: Eukaryota; Metazoa; Chordata; Lepidosauria; Squamata; Colubridae
Source: RefSeq, a predicted model, not a curated record
UCAUGUUUCUGAAUCUGACUAUUUGCCACUAACAACUAGUAGCAUGCUGGCCAAGAUUGUGAGAGAUGAAUCUCAAAAAGGAACUGCUACGUUCAGAGUGACGGUGCUGGAAGCCAUGUGUCUGAUGAUUUGGGGUCAGGUUGGAUGUAAGAUUCCCAAUUCUAAAUGCAGCAUCAGUGACCCUUUGCCUUUUCUUCACAAGGAAUACAAACCAGGAGACCUCAACAUUGUAGGCAUUCUGUCUAAGAUCUACAUAUUUUAUAACAUGGUGGAAUUCAAUGAACCACCCUCUAGUAAUCUUUUUGAUGAAAUUCUGGUCAUGACACCUCUCUUUCAGCAGUUCCUGGCUUUGCAAUUUGCAGUCAAGGAAAUCAAUGAAGAUCCUCAUAUAUUACCUAAUCAUACCCUGGGCUUCCAUAUCUACAAUAGUUAUUUUACCACAAUUUGGAUUUAUCGUGCCUCGUUAGAAGUAUUUUCUGCUCAGAACAGAUUUACUCCCAACUACAGCUGUGACCGGCAGAACAGACCGAUAGCUGUCAUUGGAGGACCGACACCUGCAGUUCAGGCCCAUAUGGCAACCAUCCUGUCUCUCUACAAAACACCACAGUUCAACUACUUUAUGAGAAGAAUCUCAUUCAACAAUAGCGCAGGAGAAAAAAUUUCUUUCAAUCAGUAUGGAGAGUUGGAAGUGGGGUUUGAUAUUAUAAAUUGGAUCACUUUUCCAAACCAGUCUUUCCAGAGAGUCAAAGUUGGAAGGAUAGACCUGAUGGAUUCCCAAGAAGAGAUGCUUACCAUUGAUAAGGCUAAUAUUGUAUGGCCACAGAGAUUUAACCAGGCUCAGCCACUUUCUCAGUGCAAUAACAAGUGCCCUUUAGGCUCCAGUAAGAAAAAGAUAGAAGGGAAGCCAUUUUGCUGCUAUGAUUGCCUUCGAUGUCCAGAUGGGAAAAUGGCUGACAAGGAAGAUAUGAAUGAAUGUGUUGAAUGUCCGGAAAAUCAGUACCCAAACAAGAAUCAGGAUUUGUGUAUCAAUAAAGUUAUAACCUUCUUGAUGUAUGAAGAAAUUGGAGGAAGUGUUUUGGCCAGUUUUGCUCUAUUCUGUUUUUUCAUCACAGGUGCAGUCCUGGGGAUCUUUAUUAAACACACGGAUACUCCACUAGUUAAAGCUAACAACCGGAAUCUUACCUAUAUUCUCCUUGUUGCUCUUAUGUUGUCUUUCCUAUCAACCUUGCUAUUUAUUGGCCAACCUUCCAAGGUGACAUGUGUUCUUCGUCAAAUGGCAUUUGGCAUCAUCUUCUCAGUAGCCAUCUCUUGCAUUCUGGCUAAGACCAUCAUUGUAGUUGUAGCUUUCAUGGCUACCAAGCCAGGCUCAAAGAUGACCAAAUGGGUGGGGAAAAGACUAGGCAUGUCCAUCGUAUUUUGUUGCUCUUUUAUUCAAGUCAUGAUUUGUAUUACAUGGUUGACAACCUCCUCCCCAUUCCCAGAUGAUGACAUGAAUUCAAUAACAGAAGAAAUCAUCUUGGAAUGUAAUGAAGGAUCAGUCUCCAUGUUCUACUGUGUCUUGAGCUUUAUGGGUUUCCUUGCCAUGGUCAGUUUCAUAGUGGCUUUCUUAGCAAGAAAAUUGCCUGACACUUUCAAUGAAGCCAAGUUUAUUACCUUCAGCAUGUUGGCCUUCUGCAGUGUGUGGCUGUCCUUCAUUCCCACGUACCUGAGCACAAAAGGGAAAUACUUGGUUGUUGUAGAGAUCUUCUCUAUUAUAACCUCCAGUGCUGGGUUACUAAGUUGCAUCUUUUUCCCCAAAUGCUACAUAAUUUUAUUGAGACCUAAUCUGAACAAAAAAGAGCAUCUAACACAGAAAAAGCAAUAA